AUAUUUAAUUACAUUUUAAUAAAUUUAGCUUUGAAUCACGUGAAGAAAACAUGCCUGUCUCUUUCACAUGCAUUGAAAGCUUUUCACAUAGAAAGAAAAUGGUGAUUGGAAUAAAAAAUCCCAGAGCAUGUGCAGGGGAAGCAAUUAAAAGAAGUCAGAAUUAAAAUAGUACAAACUAGCUUUAUGCUGCUUUUUAGUUGUUCAAUAUAUAUAUGCAGAAUUAAAAUAGUACAAACUAGUAUAUUAUAUUGAACUUCAAUGCAAAACUGUGCUGGUUUUUAUAAGUUAUUCUCUGGAUCUAGCUGAAGGGUUGAUUGCUCAAAAGAAUUGGGUGCUGAAAGUACCAAAAAUGGGGUUUGGAAAAACAGGCACCAAUGAUCUAUAAGUUGUAUGUCUACUUUUACAGUGUAUCCACAGUCCGAAGCUGAUUUAGUCUGAAGCAAUUGGGUGUAUAAAUUUUCGACCUUGUUCACAUUCUGCACAAAAAAGAUGGUGAGUCUACCAAUUGAUUUGGCUAAGACAUAUCUGAAGGAAUUGAUAGAUGGGGCCAUAGCAAGAUCACGUUAUAUAUGUUGCUUCACAUGCAUUACUAAGGAGUUUGAAGAAGAAAAGGUUCGACUGAAAGUAGAAAGAACAACUGUGGGACAACGUGUUAAUGUGGCAACUGAUAGAGGUGAUAUUAUACAAAACAAUGUCCAUCAUUGGGAGGAGCAAGCUGACGAACUCGAUCAAGAGGAUACCAAAACAAAGCAAAAAUGUUUAUUUGGAUUCUGUCCUAAUUGCAAAUGGCGAUAUAAAAGGGGAAAGGAACUUGCAAAUAGGUUGGAGAUUAUUAAAGAACUGGUCAAAAGAGGGCAAAAUCUUGAAAUUGGACUCCAUGCACGUCUACCAGGCAUUGAACGUCAUACUUCACAAUACUACAUUUCUUUUGAAAGCAGAGAGUCAAAAUUUAAAGAUCUUUUGGAAUUCCUGAAGGAUGACCAGAAUUAUAUAAUAGGAUUGCAAGGGAUGGGAGGUGUCGGGAAAACUACUUUGGCCAAAGAAGUGGGUAAAGCACUUAAGCGAUCCAAACAAUUCUCACAAGUCAUCGAUACGAGAGUGUCAUUUUCUCCUAAUAUAAAAAAGAUCCAAGAUGAUAUUUCCGGGCCGUUGGGGUUGGUGUUUGGGGAAAGCUGUAAUGAAGCAGACCGACCUAAAAAAUUGUGGAAUAGAUUAACAAAUGGUGAGAAAAUUCUUCUGAUAUUAGAUGAUGUGUGGGGAAAUAUCGAUUUUGAUGAUAUAGGAAUUCCGUGUAGUGAUAAUCACAAAGGCUGCAAAGUUCUCAUAACUACACGCAAUUUGAGGGUAUGCAACAUUAAUGGAUGUGGGAGAACAGUUCAAUUGGAACUCUUAUCUGAAGAAGAUGCAUGGAUCAUGUUCAAAAGAUACAAUUCUAAAAGCAAUGAUUUGUCUAAAAAUGUACUCACAAUAGCAAAAAAUAUUUCAAAUGAAUGCAAAGGAUUACCAGUAGCAAUAUCAAUUAUUGCCAGCAGUUUAAGGGCUCAACAACAUCUAGUAGAGUGGGAGGAGGCCUUAAAGUCAUUGCAGAAGCCUAUGUUUGGGCAUGGUGUUGAUGAUAAUUUGGUUGACAUUUAUAAAUGCCUGAGGUUUAGCUAUGAUAAUAUGAAGGAUGAAAAUGCCAAGAGAUUGUUCCUCUUAUGUUCCGUGUUCCAAGAAGAUGGAGAAAUUUCUAUUGAAGUGCUAACCAGGUUUGCCAUUGGUGUAGGCAUUUUGGGGGAAGGUUAUGAUAGUUACGAAGAUGCUCGAAGGCAAGUAGAGUUAGCAAAAAAUAAGCUCCUAGAUUCUUGUUUGUUGUUGGAAACCAAUGAAAGGAGUAUUGUGAAAAUGCAUGACUUGGUGCGUGAAGUGGCCCAAUGGAUAUCAAAUAAAGAGAUUCAAGCUAUAGAUCUGUCAAACAAAAAUCAAAAGUCAUUGAUUGAAAGAGAGAACGAUAUCAAAUAUUUGUUAUGUGAAAGCAAGCUAAUUGAUGUGUUCUCGUGUACGUUUGAUGGUUCUAAACUUGAGAUUCUAAUUGUCGACAUGGAUACUAGUGACUCAGUGGACAUACCAAGUUCAUUCUUUGAAAAUAUUGCAGAUCUUCGUGUUUUGCAUUUAUCAUAUCAAGAUCAGCCUACUAUACCAUUACUGCGGCCAAUUCAGUCAUUGAGAAACAUUCGAUCUUUAUUAUUUGGUAGGGUUGAUUUAGGUGAUAUCUCUAUUUUGGGAAAGCUCCAAACUCUUGAGACUCUUGAUUUGGUAUGGUGUAAAAUUGAUAAAUUGCCACCUGAAAUUGCAAAACUAGAGAAACUUAAAUUGUUGAACUUGGUAUUCUGUGAAGUUCGAAGUGAAAAUCCAUUUGAAGUUAUCAAAAGUUGCUCAUCACUUGAAGAGUUGUAUUUUCUUCAUAGUUUUAAUGAUUCUUGUCGAGUUACCUUACCUGCAUUGAAAAAGUAUCAUGUUUGUAAGUCAUGGGCUAUAAUAAAUGAUUCACUAUCAAAAUGUGUGGCUUUUGAAGGGGAUGGGGAUGCGGAACUUUUCUUGGAAGCAACAUUUAAAUACUUGAUGCAAACAGCAGAGGUCCUUCAGCUAAGUCGAAUUGAGGGGAAAUGGAGAAAUCUCAUACCUGAAAUCGUUUCAAUUGAUCGAGGUAUGAAUGAUCUAGUUGAGUUUCGCUUGCGUUAUGAUUCGCAACUGCAAUGCCUCAUUGACACUAAGGAUAUUGGUUCUCAACUACCAAAUGUUUUCUCUAAGUUGGUUGUGCUACAUCUUUAUGAAAUUAACAAUUUGGAAGUACUAUGCAAUGGUCCUCUUUCCUCUGACUCUCUAAAGAAUUUGGAAGAGCUAUCCGUUGAAUGUUGUGAAGAAUUGAAAAGCUUGUUUAACUUCAAGGUAAACCUUUGCAAUUUGAAGACCAUGACAUUGGAGGCAUGUCCAAUGUUGGUUUCCCUAUUUCAAUCAUCAACUUCUCUAAGCCUAUUGGAGGAAUUGAAAAUAAUUGAUUGUGAGAAACUGAAAAACAUUAUAUCAUGUGACAAUGAUAUUAUGAGUCACAACUCAAUGUUUCCAAAUUUAAAAGUUGUUGAUAUUGAAAGAUGCCCCCUAUUGAAAGAACCGCAGCUCCAUGACUCGCCAAAUUUCAGUAGUCAUCGUGCUAUGUCUUUGUCCGUGAAAGAGUCAUUUUCCAAAGAUGAUCCCAAGGCACAAAUGGAAUUGGAUCCUGUAAAAUGCAACUGCUUCUCUUGGACUUGUAUAUUUUGUUGUAGUCAUAAACUGAAGAGUACAAGUACAGAAAUUCCAGUAGUCUCCGAUGAUCAACAAGGCUGCUCAAUCACAUUGAGUAUGAAAGAAACACAGGGCCACCAUAUUUCAGAAAGUUCUACAUCAAGAAACACUAUAACAACAAUUUUGUCCAAUAAUUCACAAACAAGGAUCGAGCCACACAUAUCAUUAGUUGCUCCCAGACAAAAGCGUUUGAAUGAAAUAGACGACCAAAACAUUCAAGAGGGUUCUACUUCCAUGUCAGAAAAAAUUGUAGCAUCAAAUUCGUCUAUCGCUUCAGAAACAACAAAUAAUGAGCCACCUAUACAAGGUAUUGAGAUAAGUGUUGAAGAAGGAACUACAUCAGCUAGUAAUGCUAAGGCAAUAACAUCAUCAACUCAUUUAGAAUUAGAUUUGUUGAAUGAACAAUCGACGAGGCAACAAUGUUUAGUCAAACCUUUUCCGGAAAAAAAUUGUUUGAAAGCAACAGAAGAUCAAAGUAUUCAAGAAGGUUCUAUAUCACAAAAACCUGUUGCAACAACUUUGCUUGCCAUUUCAGAAACAACAGUACCUAUACAAUUUGUUGCUCCUAAACAAAAGAGUAUCAUGGCAAAUGUGGAAGAAGGAACUAAAUUAGCUAAGACAAUAACAUCCUCAACUCUUUCAGAAUCAGUUAGUUCAUCAUCAGUAAAACUUGCUAUGCAGAGUAUCAUGGAACAAGAUGUUGAUGCCAAAGACUCUCAAGAAACAACUAAGAUUAAUAAUGAUCAAGUUUCUCUUAAUGAUGCUGUAGUCAUGAAUGUAAGCUCAAUUAUUGAAGAACAGUUUCCUAAGGAUGGUGAAUUUAUAGUUCCAGAAUCUAGGCCAUCUCCUAGCAACAGCAUUCCUUUGCCUCAUACAUAUCAGACUCCUUCAAUGCCUCCUGAAGGAAACCCUUCUCAAAUUGUGGAAGAUUCAAGUUCUUCUUCUCUUGUCAUGCGAGAGCUUGAGCAAUUGGUCUCCAAGAAGCAUUUGAAUUAUGAGAACUUGUCUUUGUUGAUUGAUUUCCUUGUUAAGCAUCCUCAAGUUCUUUUAAGGGACACUUCACUGAGUAAUAGAUACAAAAGUUAUGCCUACAACUGCCUAGCCGAGCUAUUGAAAUUCCUCCAAACGCAUAGUGUGUUGGAUGUGUUAGGUUCAAGCCGCUCUGAAUUUGAUGAGUUAUUACAAGAUGUGCACAAAUGCGGUUUUGAUAAGGAUUGGUUGGAUGGUGUUGAAAAACGCGCUUUGUCUCCUGAUUUACCAUUCUCUCAAGAUGCAUUGCAAAAAGUGUUGGAUCCCCAGCAACAGGUCACCAAGGAAGUUGAGGCGAUGCUUUUGAAGAUAAACAUUUUUACUCAACAUGUGGAAGAGCUUAAACAUCAAUUAACAUCCUCCAAAGCUGCUUUGGACAGUAUCAUUCAACACGAGGCACAAAUUUUAGAAAUUAAGGCCGCUUUAAGCGCACCUCUUGGCUAUUAGACUAUUUUCCCUCGUAUUCCUUUACGGUUGUGUCCUAUGUUGUUGAAGCUUUUAUUGUUUACCUACCUCUUGGGUAGUUCCUUCUUUUCUCAUUUGAAAUCAACUACCAUGUUAUUAUGUUUGCAAAUUUUAAAAUUGUUAUUGAUUGUUGUAUGUUACCUUGAUUAAGUAUUAAUUUCUUCCUUUAUUUUAAACAAUAAGUAAGGGAAAGAAAGAAUUGGAUAUUAUUGUGAUAGCUUUAUAAAAUAUCUGGAAUACUUCACAUUA
Trifolium pratense (red clover) is the source of this 5064-nucleotide messenger RNA. RefSeq names its product disease resistance protein SUMM2-like. The transcript is spliced from 12 exons. The record is from RefSeq and is a predicted model, not a curated record. Lineage: Eukaryota; Viridiplantae; Streptophyta; Magnoliopsida; Fabales; Fabaceae. Gene Ontology annotation, molecular function: ADP binding. The coding region runs from base 490 to 4797 and encodes 1435 amino acids.